GAGAGUGAGAGAGUGAGAUCCGUGAAUGAUUUAAUAUAUAAAUAUAAAGAUUGGAGUUGAACGUUUACUAUUGUGAAAAAAAGAGUUACCUUUGUAUGUGAAUUAUUGAUUGAUUGUUAUGAGUGGGCAGCAAUUUAGUUAAUCAGUUGACAUAAACAGGUUACCAGGACUGAUUACAAUUAUUAUAAUUAACUUGAUCUUUACCGGUUUCCAGGUCUCAGGGCAAAAUCUUCAAUCAGUAACAAUUUAAUUUUCUAACCCAAAUAUUAUUUGUAAACUUUGAUUAUGUGAACUGAAUCAUUACCACCAAGUAACAUCAUUUUAUUUUUAACAACAAUUAACUGAUUGUGCCAAUACGAUAUAUUCAACAAUAUGGAUACAAUCAACAGUUUCAGUUAUUUAUUAAUCAUAUUUUUGUCAACAACAGUGUUGAUUAAUUGUGAUACUAAUCAAAAUACUUUGGCUAAACUUGAUUGUCAAGAAGGUGAAAGUCAAAGCUUCAAAUAUUCAAGUGAAACAAACCUAUGGGGACCUAUGGAAGAGCUGAUCGCCGUUUCGGCCUUGGUUGACAUUGACUGUAUGGGUCGCGAUAAUAAAACGGGUGCACUCAAAUAUAUGGUUCAAAUUUCAAAUGUUAAAACUGAUCUUAAAAGAGACGGAAAGGUAAUUAAUUUGGGCCAUCGAUCUGAAAUGGGAAAGAUCGUUCGAAGACGGGAGAAACGAAGUGAAAUGUCCGAUUGGGUUGCGAACUCUUGGGAGAAGAUAAAAUCAUUUUUCACUCGAUUUCUUCGAAAAUCAUUGGAGAAACGAUUAGAAGAUAAAAUAGAACUUGACCUGGAAGGUCGAGGAUGUGCACUCACUAGUUCGAAAGAUGCAACAACAACGUCGACCCCAAGUUCAACGAAUCGACCAAAGAGAUCAACAAACAGUAAUGGCGUUGAUCAUUUGUUGGAUGAGAAAAUUGAAUUACCAUUUGAAUUCAUUCAAUUACCUGAAGGUCAAAUUCCUGAGAUACGAUUGAGUAAACAGGAAACGAAUGAAGCUGUUAAGAACUUUAAGAAACACAUAGUCGAUACUUUUGCGACACAAUUAUCGAGAAACAGAAAAUCAAGCGUUGAAAAAAGUCCCAUUGGUGAACAUAUUUCCCAUUACGAGUACCACGAAGUAUCACCCGAUCAGCCGAUUGAAGAGACACUUUCAGUCGCCGGUUACCCAACAUUAUACGCGAUUAAUAGGAAAGGAAGGAUUAAUGAAAAUGAUCAAUCACAAUCAAAUGGUUCCAAUAAAAAGGUUCAGGUCAUCAGGGCGAUUACGAGAGACGAUGUUAUUAAAGUCGGAAGUGGAUCAGUUUUAAUCCAUGAUCCUGAUCAGGUAAACAUAUCGAUUCGUCAAGUACAAGAAAUUGUCAAAGGUCGAUUGACAGAAACAGCUGGUUUAAUCUCUGUUGAUUUAACAAGACCAAUGGAUCCAGAUAUAAGGCGAAGACGUAAACGAGCCUCUUAUGGUAAUGAUGAUGAACUUGAUGGUUACAUGAAGGUUUUAACAGCUUAUACAAUGAAUUCACGUCCUAAUCAAAGGAAUAAACGAGAUAUUAAUGAGAGAUUUUCUAAAUUGAGAAAAGCCGAAGCCGAUCUUGAUCUAGUCUCAGACUCUCUUGUUGCUACUUCAUCACCAGAUACAGAAAAUCAGGAUAAAUUGGCUCGUCUUCAAGGGUUAAUAAGCCAAAUCGCUUUGUCCCAACAGUCCCUUGACUUUACCAAAGACUCUGAUUAUCGGCAUCCAGAUUUUGAUCUAUUGAUCUCUGCUCUUCAAAUUGAAUCUAAAUUGAAACUCGCUGAAACCGAUGGAUCCUCGUUAUCCACCAUGAUCCGGUUAACCGUAAAUCGACAAAAACUUGAAACAAAUUGUGGUUCUAUUGGAAGUGAAUUAAAUUUAACCAAAUGCCACGACUUAUUGGUAAUCUCGACGAUUGCUGGUUCACCGGCUGCAAUUCAAAUCGUCACCGAAUCAUUUUUAUACGAUCCCGCUGGUACUUCAGCCAUUCUAAGCCGAGUUGAUCAUCCAUCUGACGAGCUAAUACAAAGUCUAAUCAAACAAUUUCUCAAGACAACAACCACGCCAGCAACUGAAUCAGCUAAAGGAUCAAUGUUAAUGACAAUCAGCAGUUUAACUUACAAGUCGGAAAAUGUUGGAUUGAAAAAAUCUGUCGCUAAAUUGUUGAUGAAAGAGCUCGAUGGGACUACUUCGAUUAAAUGUGAUUCCUUGUACACUUUGGACAUUCUCGAAGCAAUUGGAAACCUUGGUGGUGAAUCUUUUGUCCAGCGUUUGAUUGACCUUUCAAUUGGACAAUGUUCAUCAUCCGAAUCAGCGACAAUCGGAAUUAUUCAUGGUCUUCGAAAGAUGACCAAUCAACCUCAAGUUAUUGAAUUUCUAACAACAUUAGUUAAAAAUUCAUCUGUCGAUUGUUCAAUUCGUAAGGAGAUAAUUUCAACUCUUUUUUCAUCGAAACUCAUCACAACCAAUGGAUCUCAACAAAAGCAGCAAUUUAAAUUUUCCAAUCCUUCAGUAACAAUUCCAGAAAUUGGCGAUUUGAAUGAAUCAAUUUUAAGCUCUAAUAAUUCAGCUGACGAUUGUGUCAAAGAGGCGUUGAGCAGAAUAUUAAAAAUUGAAGAAACCCAGCCGAUCCUGAGACAACGAAGAUCAGCUGAUAAGGGUUUCUGGGACGAUUCUACUUGCACUGACUAUUCACCGACUUCAUCUUCGACUCAAUCACCAGAUUUCCCAAUGGUCUCUGAUGGUAAUAAAAAGGCAAAGAAAUCAAGGUCAGAAUCAUCGUCAUCUCAUAAUUAUGUUCAACGGCGAAAGUGUUCAGCUACUAAAGCUUUUGGGCCUAAACAAGUUCAAGCGAUUCUAAGAGCUGAUAUUAUCAAUGAUAUUCUAGAUGGGAGAGAGAACCCUGAUUAUAAAUUAACGGCCAAUUUUGGUUUAUCCUCUCAUGUGCUUGGUAAAAAUGUCGACGUUGGUGGAAUGUACUUGUAUGCAAAGCGGAACAUGAGUCGAGCUUAUGUUAGUCUAUUUGGUCAAACGCUCUUGGACUCACAACGUGAGUCUUGUGACCCAAGGCCACUUGAACCUUAUCGUUAUACCGCUUAUGUGCCAUUGUAUGAUUUCAAUGUUUGGGUGGUUCGACUUGGCCUUGGAUUACGAUUUAACGGUGAAUUGGCUUUUGACCAUUUUAAGUCAAAUUGUGACUUGCGAAGUGAUGAUAAAAAGCGAUCUGAAAAAUCAUCAACGGAGACUGAAGAUGAGCUUCUAAUUAAACCUGGUGCACAAUUAAGAGUCGCUGGAGAGACCUCAGGAACGAUUUUACUGUUGCGAGGAGGAAUCGAUAUCGGUGGUGACUUUAAUUACCAAUCAGAUCUACAAUUUAGACCUAAACCUGGGUUUUGUUUAACGGCUCGAAACGCUCACCAACCAAUGAAUGUCUCAGUUCAACCCUGGUUCCAGUUUUGGGACACUAGUUGCCAAGAAUGGAGCAAUCGACACACUUAUCGACCUGAAACAUUGAACUGGCAGGUUACCGAAAGUCGUAGUAGUCCUUGGUUCGAAAACGAAUGCAUCGUCAAGAAAUGAGAUCAAUCGCUCAAUCAAAUUUAUAUUUUCCUCAAAUUGUAUAAUUUAAUUUUUGACCUUUAAAUGUAUUGUUUAUAUGAACUAAAAUACAAUUUAAGACUUUGAUGGCCAAUAUGGGCUAAGCCGAUUCUCUUUUCAUGUAAAUCAAACUGUGUAACAUGAACCCAUAAACGAUAAAAGUCCAAAGGCUUUUUCCUCAUUA
This is a messenger RNA of Panonychus citri (citrus red mite), 3835 nucleotides long. RefSeq lists its product as uncharacterized. The record is from RefSeq and is a predicted model, not a curated record. NCBI's taxonomy places the organism in Eukaryota, Metazoa, Arthropoda, Arachnida, Trombidiformes, Tetranychidae.